CAGCUGCAGCACAGAUUUUGAGAUUGGGACCGAGAAAGACUUGUCCAUUCUAAACCAGAAAUGCUCUGAAGAAGUAAAAACCCCAGAAGUGAUAUCAAGAAGAUUCUCGGGGUGCAAUCCACAGGCACCUGUGUUGCAGGGAGUUUGGGAACCUGAGGAUAAAGUAGGACACAUGUGGGAUUCUGUUGGGCAGAGUUUCAAGAAACUUCAUCUUCACAAGAGAGUUUUUAGGAAAGAAACUGCCAUGUGCAGGGAAAGGUCUCCAGGAGGAGGAACCCAGGAAGGUGGUACCUUUGAUGGAAACUUGAAUCUGAAUCAAAAUGCUGUUAGACUUCAAAGAAAUAAAACAGGAGAGAGAGCUUUUAAAUGUGAAAUAUGCAGCAAAACCUUCAGAUACAAUUCAGACCUAACUAGACAUCAGAGAAGUCACACUGGGGAAAAACCUUACAAAUGCGGUCAGUGUGGGCGAGCCUUUGCUCUCAGCUCAGGCCUAAUUCUGCACCACCAGGUUCACACUGGAAGUAAACCAUUUAAAUGUAAUGAAUGUGGGAAGACUUUUCGUCUCAAUUCCCACCUAGUUCUCCAUCAGAGACUUCAUACUGGAGAAAAACCUUUCAGUUGUAGUGAAUGUGGGAAGGCCUUCAGUCGUAGUUCAAGUCUUAUUCAACAUCGAGUCAUUCACACAGGAGAGAAACCAUACAAAUGCAAUGAAUGUGGAAAAGGCUUCAGCCAGAGCCCGCAGUUAACACAGCAUCAGAGAAUACACACUGGCGAGAGACCACACGGGUGUGAUCAGUGUGGGAAGGCCUUCAGUCGAAGUUCAAGCCUUAUUCAGCACCAGAGGAUCCACACUGGAGAGAAGCCCCAUGUAUGUGACCAGUGUGGGAAGGCCUUCAGUCAGAGCUCAAGCCUUUUUCUCCAUCACAGGGUGCACACUGGAGAGAAGCCCUAUGUUUGUAAUGAGUGUGGCAAAGCCUUUGGUUUUAACUCUCACCUCACUGAACAUGUAAGGAUCCACACGGGAGAGAAGCCCUAUAUUUGUAAUGAGUGCGGCAAAGCCUUUAGCCGGAGUUCAACUCUUGUUCAGCAUCGAAGGGUUCACACUGGGGAGAAGCCUUACCAGUGCAUUGAAUGUGGGAAAGCCUUCAGUCAGAGCUCACAACUUGCCCUACACCGAAGAGUUCAUACUGGAGAAAAGCCCUAUGAGUGUGGUUUGUGGAAAAGCCUUCAGCAGGAGGUCAACCCUCACUCAACAUCAGAGAGUUCAUACUGGAGGGAGCUCUCAUGCAUACAGAAAGUGUGGUUCAGCCUUUGUUCCUGGCUCCAGCCUUAGGCCACAUGGACAAAUGCCCACUGGAGAGAAACACUCUGUGUGUGAUGGACACAACAGAGCCUUCAGUCGUGGCACAAACCUUGUUCUGCAUUGGGCAAUUCACAAACGUUUCAUGUUUUCAGAAUCAGUCACUGUGUAGCCUUUUGAAUCUGGCUUCUUUGAUUUAACUACAGAUUCAUCGUGAUGUUGUGUGUGCCAGUAGUUCCUCCCUUUUUACUGCCCAGUAGCAUCCAUUGUACGGAGGAGGCAGUUUGUUGACCCAUUCCCCACUGAAGAGUAUUUGGGUUGCUCUGUCUGGAGCAAGUAUGAAUAAAGCUGCUAUAAGCAUUUAUGACAGGC
Molecule: messenger RNA, 1672 nt
Organism: Myotis lucifugus (little brown bat)
Lineage: Eukaryota; Metazoa; Chordata; Mammalia; Chiroptera; Vespertilionidae
Gene: ZNF251
Product: zinc finger protein 251
Biological process (GO): regulation of transcription by RNA polymerase II
Molecular function (GO): DNA-binding transcription factor activity; RNA polymerase II cis-regulatory region sequence-specific DNA binding
Source: RefSeq, a predicted model, not a curated record